This is a messenger RNA of Drosophila serrata, 1429 nucleotides long. It is a transcript of the gene scramb2, whose product is annotated as scramblase 2. Gene Ontology annotation, biological process: plasma membrane phospholipid scrambling. The record is from RefSeq and is a predicted model, not a curated record. Gene Ontology annotation, molecular function: phospholipid scramblase activity. Gene Ontology annotation, cellular component: plasma membrane. Lineage: Eukaryota; Metazoa; Arthropoda; Insecta; Diptera; Drosophilidae.
AGUGCCUGCACUAUUCAGUGCAUAUAAACAUUCUCAAUAGCAAAUAUUUCUAGAAUUGUGUUAAGCGACGCAAAGCGAAUCGGCAAAAAUGAUGCAGAUGAAGGAGUACAAGGAGGUGCCACAGGAUGCACCUCAGGACGAUACCGUCGUGCGCCAGCCGGUGGCCGGUGGCGUCGCUGCCAACGGAGCUGAAAACUGGAUGUCAAUACCGGUGGGCAUGCCCAAUUGCCCGCAGGGCUUGGAAUACCUGACCGCCUUGGACCAGCUGCUGGUGUCGCAGAAGAUCGAGAAGCUCGAGCUGCUCACCGGCUUCGAGACGAAGAAUCGCUUCAAGGUGAAGAAUUCGCUGGGGCAGAACGUCUACUCUGCCUUCGAGGAGAGCGACUGCUGCACAAGGAACAUGCUUGGACGGUCGCGUCCCUUUGAGAUGAAGAUUCUGGACAAUUUCCAGAAUGAGGUGCUCCAUUUGAACCGUCCAUUUCGCUGCGACAUCCUGUGCUGCUUCCCAAGCUGCCAGAAUGCCGUGGAGGUGUCAGCGCCACCCGGCCAGGUGAUCGGCACGGUGGAGCAGGUCUGCACCUUUAUGCGACCCAAGUUUAACAUCAAGAACUCGUUCGGCGACACCGUCCUGCACAUCGAGGGACCCCUCUGCCCCUGCAAGUGCUUCAGUGAUACCAAUUUCAAGGUAUUGAGCGCCAAUAAUGAGGAGAUCGGCAAAAUAACCAAACAAUGGUCCGGCCUGGGCAGGGAGCUGUUCACCGAUGCGGACUACUUCAGCGUGACGUUCCCUCUGAACUUGGAUGUGCGCAUGAAGGCACUCGUAUUCGCAGCUCUCUUUUUGAUUGACGUGGUCUAUUAUGAGCAAUAAGCUGGACGAUCAAUCAAUCUAUUUAUCAUUUGAAGAAAACAACACACAAGACACUUAUAACGCCGACUGCUUAAUGGAACGACAUAUUGCAUCGUCUUUAGCUUUAAGGUUAUUUUUCAUAACAUUAUUUUUGAUCAAAGUUUCCGGGAAUCUGAGAAAUGCAAUGCUUUCAUCGGUUUGGAAUCUCUACCGCAGAAUCUCUACGCACAAAAAAUGAUCGAAUAUGCAGUGGCACUUUUCCUUUUUUAUAUACCUGAAUUUGGCAUUUAAAACGCGCACAAGAAACACAGACUAUCUAUCCAUGUAAAGAAAAAGAAACAGACGAGAACGAGUGCCUUAUGACGUCCUAGUUGUUAUUGUCGUCGACCCGCCCCCGUUUCCCCAAUUUAUAUACCUCAACAUACUUAGCUUUGUUGUACCCAAAGGUAGAAGCACACAGGAAUGACUACUUAACUGCAACCAUGGCGUACCUAACUAAUGAUUUACUAUUAUACAUAUUUUACACAACAUAUACAUAUAUAUAUAUUUUUGUACGAACCUAAUCGCAAUCGAAUUGUUAAA